This is a messenger RNA of Dimorphilus gyrociliatus, 1076 nucleotides long. Lineage: Eukaryota; Metazoa; Annelida; Polychaeta; Dinophilidae. The record is from the annotation of a GenBank genome assembly.
GUUGGAAUAUUUUACUAUUUGCCAGCGUGUUUAUAUUCAAUUUACAAAAAUAAAACUCGUCAAUUUCCUUGAAAAUGUUGGAAGUUUCUGUGCUUAAUUUAUCCAUUCUACUUAGUGUUAUGAUUUCACUAGCAAUAAUAAUAAUCCUCAUAUACGCAUACACAGGAACUAGAAAACCGAAUGUAAAACGCUAUGAUUCCGAGAGAAAAUAUAUUGAUCCAGCGAAUGACAAUAAAGUUUUAGAAUUUCCUAGCUUAGAAGACCCACCUACCAAAGAACUAUCAGUAAUCAUACCGGCAUACAACGAAGAGAAGAGAUUACCGAAAAUGAUCGAAGAGGCAAUGGAGUAUCUGAAUAAAAAAUUCGCAAAUGCAGAUGAAAAGUCUGGCUUUGAAAUAAUAGUCGUUGAUGACGGAAGCUCGGAUAAAACUACAAACAUUGCAAGAUCUUAUAGCAAAAAAUACGGAACAGAUAAAUUUCGUGUUCUAACACUCGUUGAAAAUAGAGGAAAAGGUGGCGCAAUUAGAAUGGGGGCAUUCGUAUCUAGGGGGCGCUACAUACUCUUUGCUGACGCCGAUGGCGCAACAAAAUUUUCUGAUAUACAAAAAUUAGAUAAAUUAAUUAGAGAAAUUCAAACAAAACAUAAAGAGGAAAUGGCUAUAGCAUGCGGUUCUAGAGCUCAUUUAGAGAAGGAGGCAAUAGCAUCGCGUUCCUUUUUUAGAACUAUACUCAUGAAAGGAUUUCACCUGAUUGUAUGGCUUUUUUGCGUCAAAUCCAUAAAAGAUACCCAAUGCGGAUUUAAAUUAUUGACAAGACCUGCAGCCAGUGUAUUAUUUAGGAUAAUGCAUGUAGAUAGAUGGGCGUUCGAUGUUGAUCUUUUACACGUUGCCGAACAAUUACGUAUACCUAUUGACGAAGUUCCAGUAACUUGGACAGAGAUUGAAGGAUCUAAAAUUGUUCCGAUCUUUAGUUGGUUACAAAUGGGUAAAGAUAUCGUAGCAAUCCGAUUAAGGUAUAGCCUAGGAGUGUGGAAAAUUUUACCAAUCGAUUUCAAUGAAAUCCGCCGUAGAUCUUAG